Molecule: messenger RNA, 317 nt
Organism: Meloidogyne enterolobii
Lineage: Eukaryota; Metazoa; Nematoda; Chromadorea; Rhabditida; Meloidogynidae
Source: the annotation of a GenBank genome assembly
UUUUUCAGAUUUAUUACAAAACAAAAGCUUAGAUUUUUCAAAAAAUGUCCUCGUCUGCAGCUGAUUUGGCUAAUGAAUAUGAACGUGGUGAAAUCGACGAAGUUCCAAAGGGUACCAAAGGAAAGCGUUCGAAGGCUGAACAGGUCGAACAUAAACAUGCACAUCCAGAAGGUGAUACUCGCCGUAUUGUUGAAAAUGCCUUAAACGGUGAAGAGAAGCGCAAAGAGAAGGAACGCGAACGAACUACUUCAGGAUCUUCAAAGAGUGAGAAGUAAAUGUUGGAAGAGGAUAACAGGAUGAUGAACGAUAUUAUAUGU